AUGCAGCAUGGCAUCAUUCAGGGGCCCCAAACGGGGGCCCCCGGGGCCCCCGGGGCCCCCGGGGCCCCCGGGGCCCCCGGGGGCCCCCCCUGUACCCUUUUCUCUUUCGGCCCGUCUUUCGGAGAUGUUCGAGGCCUUCGCCAGCACCAUCUGCAGCAUUCGACGUGCUGCAGCAGCAGCAGCAGCAGAAGCGGCAGCAGCACCACCCAUACACGCGCUGCAGCAGCAGCAGCAGCAGCAGCAGCAGCAGCAGCAGCAGCAGCAGCAGCAGCAGCGGGCGCUGCGGCGGUGAAGGCAGCUGCGGACGCCGCGGAGGCGCUCAGCUGCGCAGAUGAGCUGCCAGCAGCAGCAGCAGCAGCAGCAACUGCAGCAACUGCAGCAGCAGCAGCAGCAGCAGCAGCAGCAGCAACUGCAGCAGCAGCAGCAGCAACGCAGCCAAGGAAGACACGGAAGCAAGGAGACACUUCUCCGAGCGGGCGCACCGAGUCCCAUCCUUCGGAAGCGCGCGUCGACGGCGACCAUCAGCACAUCAGCAGAUCCCCUUUUCAUUUCUGCUGCUGCAACAACUCCCACCACCCCCCCGCUGCUGCUGCUGCUGCUGCUGCUGCUGCUGCUGCUGCUGCUGCUGCUGCUGCUGCUGGCAGGGGCCUCCUUCGCCACCACGCACAUCUCGAAAAAGUGCCGCGCACGGCUAAAAGCCCUCAUAGUAGAGGGCCCAUACUUAACAGGGUACUCUGGGGUUCGCAGCAGCAGCUGGCGGAUGUCUUCGAGGUCGCUGGGGCUGCAGUCCUCAAUAACAUACUGGGGGGCCCCCCGGGGGGCCCCACAGAGUGUCCAGAGCUGCUGCGGGGGGCCCCUCAGAGGAGGACACGCCCGCAGGGGCCCCCAGCAGCAGCGGCAGCAGCAGCAAAGGCAGCAGCAGCAGCAGCGGCGAACACCCGGGGCCCCAGGAGCGGCACAGGGGGCCCCCAAGGGCCCCCAAGACCCGGGAGACAACCCGGGAGGGCCCCGGGGCCCCCCAAAGCCCCCGGGGGGCCCCCCGGGCGGGCGAGCUGCAUGCACGGGAGCGGCUAG
Eimeria necatrix is the source of this 1074-nucleotide messenger RNA. RefSeq lists its product as hypothetical. Bases 1 to 1074 code for a protein of 357 amino acids. The record is from RefSeq and is a predicted model, not a curated record. The transcript has 2 exons. NCBI's taxonomy places the organism in Eukaryota, Apicomplexa, Conoidasida, Eucoccidiorida, Eimeriidae.